Messenger RNA from Aureobasidium namibiae CBS 147.97, 1665 nucleotides. RefSeq lists its product as uncharacterized. The transcript is spliced from 2 exons. NCBI's taxonomy places the organism in Eukaryota, Fungi, Ascomycota, Dothideomycetes, Dothideales, Saccotheciaceae. Gene Ontology annotation, biological process: protein localization to vacuolar membrane; positive regulation of phosphatidylinositol biosynthetic process; vacuole inheritance. Gene Ontology annotation, cellular component: PAS complex; fungal-type vacuole membrane. The record is from RefSeq and is a predicted model, not a curated record. Bases 1 to 1665 code for a protein of 554 amino acids.
AUGACAGUCGAGACAGAAACCGUCAGCUCAAUUCCACAAUCACAGAUUGCCACCAUGGAUCGCUCCACCCUGGGCAGACCCGACUUAGGAGGCUCCCUACGUAUGAAGCCCAGCACUGAGACGAUACGACCAAGAAAGGAGAGAAAGCGGGCGACGCGCAAGGCGCCCUCGAUUAACAACGGAACGGCCUCUUCCAAGGCCGAUAUAUUCGAAGCCAGGGUUGCAAACGCCGUCGACGAGGCCAACUCGUCAGACUCGGACGAGACGUUCGUGUACGAAUCGAAUCCGCCUGAGCAACAGCACAGAGCCAGUCGACAUCACUCGCGUACACCUAGUGGAGCAUCCCUCCACAGCCAGAGCGACUUCCGCCACGCCAUGCGACCUUACGGCGAUCACCGUAUUGCAGGCAAGCGGAGUAUGAAGUUCUCUAACAAUCCUUACAGCGUCCUGGACAGCCCCGAAGCUCUGGGUGACGGUACCGUUCGGGCUCACCAUGCUAGGCACAUCGGCAGGUUUGGCCGUCCCGGUGGCAGCAGCCGCGCUUCUCUCUAUGACCAAGACUCGCCUUUUACUCAAGCUUCAAAGCUUCGCAGCACUACAUUGUCUGUCUCUGAGCGAGCACCUUCGCGCCCUGGUACACCACGUAGCACGGCGAGCGGCCAACAUCGACCUUCUGGCUUGUUUGGCAAAAAGAACGACAACUCACAAUACGACUUUGAAGGAGGAGCAGCUGAUGACGAGCGUACACCCAUGCUGGGUAGCGUCAGAACACCAAGGAAUAGCCAGCGAAACUACGGCAGACGAUUUAACAGCGACAACAGCAUGCGCUCGAUCGAUUACUACGGCGUCAGAGAACCACGAUCACGCUUCAGCAGAGUUGGGGGAUUUAUCCUUGGCCUUCUGGUCGUCAUGAUGGUGACAAUGGGUGCUGUUGGUUUGCUGGUUAUGUUCAACAAGCCCUUGACCAAUUUUCACGUGGAUAAGAUCCAGAACGUCUUGGCAAGCGAGCAGGAGAUUAUGCUGGACCUUCUGGUUGGAGCUGUUAACCCGAAUAUCCUGAGUGUGACCGUAACGGACAUGGAUGUUAACAUAUUCGCGAAGAGCAAGUAUGUCAACCCGAUUGGCAGAGACGACGGCGCUCUGCUUGCAACAGCCCAACGAAGACGUCUGGAAGCUAGCAGUGAGGCUGGCGGUACCCCAUGGCAAGACAAGCAUGGUCACUGGCAUGCUGGUUCUGGUGUUGAUAAAGGCACGGAUCCGAUCGAAGGCGACUCGCAGACAAUGCUUCUCGGCAGGAUCCUCCACUUCGAUCAAGCGCUGUGCUUCGAAGGUUCCCCGAUCAAACGGCACACGCACUAUUCACUGGGCGAGCUGCGUCUUGGCUAUCCUGGCAAUAAAACCGAAAGUGGCGGAUCAGAGCGUUGGGAGAGAGUACUUCAGUACCCGUUCGAGCUCAUCCUCCGUGGAGUACUCAGAUACCAACUGCCUAUGAGCAAUCGACGCGAAACAGCAGCCAUCGGCGCCAGUGUCAUAGUACACCCCGAGGAUCCGAUAGACAGUCACGGACGCAUGCGCUUGGAAGAGGUGGAUCACAGCGAGGAUUGGCAAUGGAUAGAUGUUGACGAUUUGGAGAGCAUCGAGGCGUUCACGACAGAGCUGCAGUAG